UAACGCCCUGCAGAUACCACAACCUGACAGCUGAAUGCUACCAGCCCGCUGCUUUCCAGGAAAGAAAGAAAAAAAAAAGAAAGAAAGAAAACGCUGGGCACCCACCAGCCCUGGCGCGGGACGCCCAGCAGAGUCCAGCCCCGCCAUCCCCUCCGGGUUUCGACCCCCAAAGCCAAAAGUUAGCGUUUAACCUGAGGCAGGCAGGGGAGCGCAGGCUCCCUCCCGGAGCGGCGCAGGAAGGGGAGGAUGAGGCAGAACCGGGCUGCACCUGCCGGGGCUGCGCCUUGCACAGCACGGGCAGGCAGAGCUCCGAGCGCCCCGAGGGCUCCGGCAGGAUGAGUGCCGGCAAGGACAGGGACAGGAGCAGGGGGCAGGACACGUCCAGAGGCAGGACAGCAACGCAGUGAGACCAGGCAGAGCUGCCCCAGGCGAGGAUGAACAAACAGAGCCAGCCCGAGCGCAAAGUGUCGGUGGUGGCCCCCUUGGCGGAGCGGCCGGGGCCGCGGAAGGACGUGGAGCUGCUGCUGGUGAAGGAGCACAACGGGGUGCAGUACACGGCCAGCACCAUCCUGCCCGCCGCCCCCCGCUACGGCGGCCCGGAGCGGGAGACGUGGGGCAAGAAGAUCGAUUUCCUCCUCUCCGUCAUCGGCUUCGCCGUGGACCUGGCCAACGUCUGGAGGUUCCCCUACCUCUGCUACAAAAAUGGAGGGGGUGCUUUCCUUAUUCCUUACAUCCUCUUCCUAAUCAUUGCUGGGAUGCCCCUUUUCUAUAUGGAAUUAGCCCUGGGACAGUACAACCGAGAAGGAGCUGCCACCGUGUGGAAAAUCUGCCCAGUGUUCAAAGGUGUAGGCUAUGCAGUGAUACUCAUAGCUCUUUACGUGGGUUUCUACUACAACGUUAUCAUAGCUUGGUCUCUGUAUUAUCUAUUUUCAUCAUUCACAUUUGAGCUCCCCUGGACGAACUGCGACAACAGUUGGAACAGCCCAAACUGUACAGAUCCCAAACUCUUCAAUGCAUCAGUGCUUGGCAAUGGCACCAAAUACUCAAAGUACAAGCUCACUCCUGCUGCUGAAUUUUAUGAGCGAGGAGUUCUGCACCUGCAUGAAAGCCGUGGAAUCCAUGACCUUGGCUUGCCUCGCUGGCAACUUUCCCUUUGCCUCUUGGUGGUGGUAAUCAUUCUUUUCUUUAGUCUGUGGAAAGGCGUGAAGACUUCAGGAAAGGUUGUGUGGAUAACAGCCACUUUGCCUUACGUUGUAUUAUUUGUCUUGCUAAUACACGGAAUAACCCUGCCCGGUGCGUACAACGGAAUAAAUGCAUACCUGCACAUAGAUUUCAGAAGAUUAAAAGAAGCCACAGUAUGGAUUGAUGCAGCUACUCAGAUAUUUUACUCCUUAGGAGCUGGGUUUGGCGUUUUAAUUGCGUUUGCCAGUUACAAUAAGUUUGACAACAACUGCUACAGGGAUGCUUUGCUGACUAGUACUAUUAACUGUGUCACAAGCUUCAUCUCAGGAUUUGCAAUUUUCUCCAUAUUGGGCUACAUGGCUCAUGAGCACAAAGUUAAAAUUGAGGAUGUAGCCACUGAAGGAGCUGGUUUAGUCUUCAUCCUCUAUCCAGAGGCAAUUUCAACUCUUUCAGGAUCUACGUUUUGGGCUGUGGUAUUCUUCAUCAUGCUCCUUACCCUUGGCAUCGACAGUUCUAUGGGCGGAAUGGAGGCUGUCAUCACUGGCUUGGCGGAUGACUUCCAAAUUCUGAAGCAGCACAGAAAGCUCUUCACCUUUGGCGUGUCGUUUGGCACUUUCCUACUUGCCCUUUUUUGCAUUACCAAUGGUGGAAUUUACGUGCUCACACUGCUGGACACAUUUGCAGCUGGGACGUCCAUACUGUUUGCUGUUUUAAUGGAGGCAAUUGGAGUUUCCUGGUUUUAUGGUGUGGACAGAUUCAGUGAAGAUAUCCAACAAAUGAUGGGCUUCAAGCCAGGCCUCUACUGGAGAUUGUGCUGGAAAUUCGUUAGCCCUGCUUUUCUAUUGUUUGUUGUGAUAGUCAGCAUUAUAAAUUUCAAACCUCUGACCUAUGAUGACUACACCUUCCCUCUCUGGGCAAAUCGCAUUGGCUGGGGAAUAGCGUUAUCUUCCAUGAUACUCGUGCCUGCCUAUAUUAUCUAUAAAUUUAUGAAUGUUCGUGGGACCUUUAAAGAAAGACUAGCUUACUGCAUCACACCUGAAAACGAACACCAACUCGUGGCCCAAGGAAAUGUCAGGCAGUUUAAGCUUCAACACUGGCUAACAAUAUGACAACCGACAGGUUGAGGAAAAAGCCAAUAAGUUAAGCUAAACUGGGAAUACAGGAAAGUCAAGUUCAAAGCUCCCUCAAUGAUGCUUGGACCAGGCUGGCUCAGAGCUUACCUCCUGACUCUUUGAGGGAAGACAUCUGCUCUCUGUUCUCAAUGCCUCCCUUCUGUCACUUGGCUUCAAAUGAUUUUUAAAGACUCUGUUUAAUUUUUCUUAUCUCCUUUGGUGCCAUGAGAUCCCUACAUGACCAAAACUUGUGAGUUUUGCUAUUAGCAGAAGUGGAGGAGGGGGGAGCAGAGAAAAAAAAAAAAAAAAGCAAUCAACAUAUGUUAAAUGCUCUUUUAUCGUGAAGAAGUGAAUUAAACUUUUCAGACAGUAAUAAUUACUUCAGAUACUCAUACCACGACCUGCUUUAAACCAACACCACCUGAACAUUCUUAGAUCUAAGGAAAAAGUACAUCUCAGUUAUGAGGAAAGAGCAACUUUAACGAUGUAUUAAUGUCACUAGCUUUCUUGCCAUACUAUCCUUUGGGAUAUGAGUUUGCAUCCUUCUGAAAUGAAGACGCAGUGCUUCAUUUUCAGUGGUUUGUUAUUAGUUUCUUCUCUUGGUGAAGAAGGUUGUCUUUGCUGUACAUGUCUGUGCCAUUUUCUGUCCGUUUAAUUCUACAAGCUGACAAGCAACAGGAACAGAAUUCCUGGUGUGGCUACUGAGUACAGAAUACAGAUUAUACCACACUGUGCUUAGUCAAAAACAUAUUCCCUUCUGCCAACAACUGAAAUAGCUUUAUCACAUGAUCCAUACUCUAGAGACUUGUCCAGUUAAUUGUAAAGAGUCACGUACAAAUAGUCAGACUUUCAUCUCUUUCUUAUAUUAUAUGCCAAAUAAAGAAUGUACCAUAUAUAAAAUAUAUAGAAAGAAAAUUAUUUUUAGAAUUAUUUAAUCUUCCCAGAGGCACCAAAAUACCAAACCUUGGUUUUACGCUGCCAUCACGAGCAUGCUAUUAUACUCCCACCUGGAUUCACCUACCAAAACAUAGUAAGAUUAUGUUGAAUGAAUUAGAAGGAUAUUUUAGGCAUACUCAGCUUCCUAACCCUGUUCCUGCUCUCCUCUCGGGCAGCAUUAUGCAAGCUAGAAGAUACAGAACAAACUCUGCAUUUGGGUGCUGUUCUCACUCUCUGUGGUCACACACCACUCUAGUAUCUUCCCAGUGAUCACUAGAUUUGGUAGCUUUGAGUUUCUUUCUGUAGGUAUUUAUCACUAGAUCUAUAAGAAGUAAGAAUUCUCAGAAGCAGUAGCUUCCGAGCUGAAUCCAGCCUCGAGUUUACCUCUGGACCUUACCUCUGAUAUUUUUUCUUCUGUUUUCUUCUUUUUUACCUCUAUAUGUUCAAUUCAGCUCAUUUUUUAAGUUUAUGUAGUACUUCUUUUUAAAGAGACCACUUACAAGGAUGGGGCUUUUUAUUCAUAAAACGAUUGAAUUGUUUUCUUUUCCCUGUGUUCUCCCCCACCCACCCCCAUUUUACAUAAUCCAAUUCCAAAGUCCCAAGUGAUGCUGGCCACGUUCGUUAAGCACUGCCCCCAAAUUUCUUUCCUUAUUCUUCCUUUUCCUCCAAUGGAAUCAAUACUUCAGAGCAAACCAAUUAUUGUCCCAUUUCUUUAAAAGACUGUGUGACAAAGCAGUUGUUUUUAUUUAAAUAGGGCUUUAAACCCAAAGAACAAUCUUCUAAUUAUAAAGGCAGUCAUAUCUUCUGGUCCAGCUGAUGGCCAGUAGCCAUUUAAACCCUGUUAUUAAAUAUAUUUCAAUAAUAAAGGAGUUUAAAAGGCUACUGUUUUCAUUCUGUAAUUACAGGAAAGUCCAAACAGUGAAAAUAUGGUGAGUGUUUCAAAAAAAAACCAUCCCACCAACUUUAUAGCUAAUCCUAUUUUUAUUGUUUCCAUAACUACAGGGGAAUCUUUUCAUUGUUAUAAAGCUUUUUUUUUUUUUUUUUUCCAAUAAAUACAGCUGCUUCAGUCACAGGUUUGGCACCGCUCAAAAGCUUCUUAGCAUAGAUAUAAUUACCAAGUUUUGAAACUCCUAGGGGCUUUUUACUGGGGAGUUUUAACUGCUUGUCACAUUAUAUAUUGCUUGGUUUGCUCAUGUUUGCAAAUGGUAACAGCCUGCAUCCAUGUUCGCUUGUGAAACACCCCACCACCACCCGGGUAGCAAAACCCAUGCAGGAAAAGUGGUUUCAUCACCACUCUGCUCUGAAAUAAGGGCAAAACUAUCUUAACAUGGGAGUGGAAACAGCUUUACCCAGCACAGAAGAGUUUGAUUGUAUUUUAAAUACCAGCUCCCGAGGCAAAGACCCACUACAUUAUUUUUGCUACUGUUUAGUUUAACACUUAUAGCUCAGGACUCCGCCGCACUUUUACCAUCUUGUUCUAAGGUUUUACAGACAAAAUGUGCAAUCUACACAGAAGACAAUUGGCAAAUCAGAGAUAGCAGGAAUAGCCCUAAUGAGAUGAUGCAUGAUUGCACAACUGGGCUUUAAGUUCAAGAUGUCGCCCAGAGGAAGUCUCCACAAAAUAAUAUGACCUACUUCUGUCCCAGAAAUGGAGAACAUGUCCUCAGUUCUCCACAGAAUAAGAUGCUCAACUACCUCAUGCCUCCUGGACGAUAAAUGAUGCCAUUAGACACAAAUUAAUGCCCUUUCAAGUAAUAAAAACCCUUGUGAAGACAAGAUUUUAUUUCCAUAGACGGUAAUAAAAAAGCCACAGCUCCGGCACCCAGCUCCUUUUAGGCUCCCACUUUAAGCUCCCUAAUGCAUUUUCAGUAUGGAAAAUAGCAAAUGCCACUAAGAUCCUCAUCUCCCUUCUGUUCAACCACUGCAGAUAAAAAGAUUACUCAGUCAGAAUCUUAUCACCCAGGGGGUUUCUUACCUGCAAGUCUUCCUCUGUCUUGAAUUUUCAGCCAAGAAGCAGCUUCCCAUUUCCCUCACCUACAACUGCUGGGGGAGCAGAGCCACUCUGGGGACUGGUGCUCUCCCAGAUACCCCCUGCGAUGACAAGUAUAUGCUGACGGAGUAGGCAGCCCACUUCCAAAACAAACAAACAAAAUUUGGUUGCAAGCUUAUCCGAGAUGCAGCAUCAUUAGCCUGCUAAUUCAGUUGGCUGUUUCAUAGCAAGCCAGUGGGGAAAAUUGGGUGAAGCGAUUAAGUUGCUUAUUUCACAGGUCUAGAAAAACAUGGUCUUGAAAACCUUUUUUUAAUCUGCUGAAGGAAGCAGCUGUCAUACGUUAGCAUCUCCCUUCCAGCCACCCCUACCUUCUUCUCUGUCACUGAAGACCACCUGCCUGUGACCCACGUUGUUUCAUCAAGCCACAGAAAGUUAACACCAAAGAGAGGCUCUCCAUUUUCCUUUGUACUCCCUCCGUACACACUGCAGGAACAUUUUUCAACAGUUAUUGUUCUAUGGCUACAUUACUGAAACUCCAGAGAUUUACAUUUCUACUGGGAAGACUAUGGGUCCUUCAUGGGCAGCUGCCCAAAAAGCACUAGUUGCAUUUAGUGUUUGGCCUCUAUUUGAGCCAAACCUUUUCUGUCAGUCUUUCUUGUGCUCUGUCAUGUCCCGAGGCACAUACCCUGGCAACACUUGAAACAUAUCUUACCCUAGUGAAGGAAAUCCAGGAUCAAACGUGAUAUUUUUAAAUAUAGAACAUAGGAGGAGAAAUACGUGUCUGUUACUGUUGUACAUGUUCUCUAACUGCACGUGCAAUGUAUGUUGUAUGUAAUUUUCCCAGAGGAAGUUCCCUAUAAUUGGCCAUUUCUUCUCAGCAAAAUGCCUUUUAAAUGCUAUUACUAAAAACGUCAAGCCCAAACAUCUUGUGUAUACAACCACUCUCUACUCUAUUGUUUUGGCAUGAAUCGAGUUUAUUUUGUACUGCUAGGUUGUAGGAGGAGGGCACGUAGAAAGUUAUUUUUCUUUUCAUGUCUAUUUUACAGUUCUUGUGAUUCAUACAGCAAUCAUUAACAGGUAUUUGUUUUUGUGGGAGCAGGUAGCUGUCAUUCGCAUCCUGGACUGAUUUCACUGAGCUUCGCCAGUCACUGGCAAGCAUCAAUCUCUUUCCUAAGAUUCAGAUUUAAACCUUCGAUCAGCGUUCUUGAAAGAGGUGAGACUCACAAAUGGCUUAUUUGCUUCACCCAGUUAGAACUUUUUAAAAUGGGCCUGAGGUACUCAGGCAUAGGACAGUUAUCACAGCUCAGUAAGUGACAGCAUAGAUUAGGUUACCUGCAGGAAUUAUAUGUGUGUACUGAGCCUCUCAGAGCAGUAAAAUGUUUAUUCUAACAGUCUUCUCAGGGCUGACAUGGGUCAGCCACUGUGCAAGAACUUGAUCUCCCUAAAUUAAAGGCCAACAUGAUGGUUCAGACUAGAAGUUCGACAAACAAGCUUGGCUGUAGUACUGGGAGAUAGAUCUUCUAUAAAAAAAUUUGGAAGCUUUCCUCAGAAGAAAAAUGCUUUUUCAGUCUGCCCUCCUCAGACUCACACCCAUGUUCCUGUUGGGGACUGUGGCCUGACCUAGCAAAGCAGUGGCACGUUAAGCUCUUAGAUGAAGCUAAACAAUUUGGAAUACACUGCAGAAGUCCAACAGAAUCUUGAUGUAACCUUACUAGGUUCAUAUCUAAAUACAAGCUGAGAGCUCACAUACAAGCAUAUGAACUAUAUUAAGCAAAUCUGGCCACAGCUCACUGCACAGGAUUGAAUUAGUGAGCUGCUUGGACGCAUGAAUUGUUACAGACCUUCCUUUACCAAACUGAGAGUGGUUGGUACAUGAGAACAGCGUGAAAUUGUUUGUAUAUGCUCUGUCUCAGAAGACCAGCCAGCACAUGCUAGCUUCCUUUAGGAAAAGGUUACACCCGUACAGGACAUAGCAAAGCAGUCAAGAAUUACUUUUUUUCAGAAAGUACUUGACAUCAGUUAAGCAGUCAGUGACCUUGCAUCACUGAGUUUCAGAGAGGAUCAGAUGAAGGAAAUUGUUGGAGCUCAAGGGUCCUUUUGAGCGUUUCUGUGCUAUGGAAAAUAGCUUUUUGUUCAGCUAUUUCAGUCCUUGUAACACAGACUUCGAUGGGAACAAUUCUCCAAGCACCUGCUCCCCUCUAAUUAAUACUCUUGAAUUCAUACUCGUGAAGGACAGUUUUUGCUGGCUAUCACCCAAGAGCACUCAGUGAGCACACACAUGUUCUUUAGCUGUGAUUAAAAGUACAAUUGCUCAUUUUUGCCUGCUUAAGCUUACCUGGGGAAUGAUAAGACCUGUGCACCAUGCCACGUAUAGAGAAGAUUUUCUUAAGACACAAUAUUUCAGAUAUUUUGCAUGUUGUUCCAAAUAAGAGAUGUAUCUACCUAGGCCCAAGAUCCUUAGCUGGUAAUUGGUAAAGCAGUACUGUUCACUGCCUGAGAACUAAUUUAGAUGCAUCUACAUGCAUCGAGUAUUGACUGCUACAGAGAACUAGAUGGCAGAUAAAGACAUGUCAGCCAGCAGAAGAAUGUAACCAGCUGCAUUCAAUGACAGAAUUUCAUCAGUUUUUCCUUUGCCAUCUAACAACUGAAUAUAUUUAGAGAGUUUUCAACCACUGUAUGACUGCCCUAGUGGAAGCACAUAGAAAUUGAAGUCUGAGUAACAGAAGUCCCAAGUACUGGGUAAAGUUGUCCUCCUUAGAGAGACGUGGAGAUACCUGGAUGCUAGCUUUCUGGAUGCUUUUGGGGAGGGAUGGGGUCAGGGGAAAGGAGAAACAGGCAGGGCAGGCUCAAGUAACAGUCCAGCCUUCGUGUCAAGGCCCCAUUACCCCAGCGGGCCUUCCUGUGCCUCAGCACCAACAGCAAGCCUGGGCUGCCCAGGUGCUUUGCUCUCAUUCUUUCUAAAGGUGUUUCUUUAUCUGCCAUGCUGACCAAAAGUUGCUUAGUUUCCUUAACGAGGGUACAGAAUAAUUUCAGCGAACAAAGAAAAUCACUAAGCCUUAAACCGGCUCUCUUAAAGGUGUCAUGGUUUCUUGGUCACCACCAAGAGGCCUCAGAGUUGCAGGUGACCUGCAUUUGCAAUGAGUUACAGCGCACUCUGAGCCUACCUGAAAGAUGUAGCCUUCAUGUGCUAUGGAUAGUGUCACUUGUAAAGGGAGAGUCUCCAAAUAGUACAUUUUGAAACUAUCUCCUAAAAGGCCUGAUCAAGAUUUGCCUUACAGAUAAAAGCUUUAUAGUGAGUGUUUACUUGGUUUACACCAAUGUUUUACUUAAUUUGUAAUGCCUUUUUAUAGCAGUGACUAGACAUUACCUUAGAUAAGGGUAUCUCUGUAUAGGAAAUAUUUUAAUAUUUUUACCAGUUCUUUUUAAUUUUCAUAGAAUGUAAGUGUAUAUUGUAAGGCGACAAACUCAACUUUGCUGUAACAAGGUUAUCACACAGGACCUAUUUCUCCAUUAUAAGAUUUUGUAGUCAGCCAGUCUAGUUCCAUAGCACGUUGGCCUUUUGAGUAUAAAUGUAAACACGCGAUCAAGGAGAAUAAAACAUUAUCUACAGCUAAUGCACAUUGUAGCACAAUAUUCUCCAUUGCUGCCUUAAUAUCAUAUGAACAAGUCGUAUGGUUUUUAAUUUAUAUUGUAAAAGAAACAGAGCAUCCUUUGGCUGCAAUUUUGUGUUCUUAGACAACUCGACAUUAAACCAGGUUAGUGUCCAACAGGUCAACUUCCAAAGCAAGAGAUCAUAUUGCAGUUUUCAGGAAUAAGUUUACGCAGGAGUUCAGAACUUGCCACUAGUAAAAAUACUCUCCAAAGUGCCCCAGUGACCAAGUGUCCAAACACAGCCAUGACAUUUCCACAGCCGACUCCAUUAACUGUGCAAUCUGCAGGUCCGUUCACCUCUUUUUUUUUCUCCCUAUAUGUCUUUGGUUAUCUGGGGAAAUGGCAUUUCAAUUUUAUUUUAUAUUUUUUUGAAAGGGAGACACCUACAUGCCCAUGUGUAAUUAGAAACAACUACAAUUCUUAUAAAUAUGGAUAUGGAUGUGUGUGAUGUGUGCUGGUUACCUAUACUUAAAAUGCUGAUAAAGAUGGUGAAUGUAAAGUAUUUGUCCUCAUUCUUCUGUCUGUCUGUGAUCAGUGUAAAUAAGAACUGUUUUAAGCUGUGCAUUAAUGUAACAGAUUAUUCCAAUAUUGUGUAUAAAAUUAUUUAAAUAAAUAAAAUCUGAGAAAUAUGCACAUAAAAAA
Molecule: messenger RNA, 9513 nt
Organism: Oxyura jamaicensis (ruddy duck)
Lineage: Eukaryota; Metazoa; Chordata; Aves; Anseriformes; Anatidae
Gene: SLC6A2
Product: solute carrier family 6 member 2
Exons: 15
Coding region: 435-2291 (618 amino acids)
Biological process (GO): dopamine uptake involved in synaptic transmission; sodium ion transmembrane transport
Cellular component (GO): neuron projection; neuronal cell body membrane; presynaptic membrane
Molecular function (GO): dopamine:sodium symporter activity; norepinephrine:sodium symporter activity; neurotransmitter:sodium symporter activity
Source: RefSeq, a predicted model, not a curated record